AGUCUUAAAUUUCAGGAUAAUCCAAAAUAUUCGUUUGCAUCAGUUUGGUUUGCAUUGGGCUCUUAAACAAUUCUAUCACUUGGAUUUUUUUUUUUUUUAUAAUCGUGAGAAGAAACUUUAGGGUUUCACUGUUUCAGUGUUUUGAUUGGUGAAUUAUAAAGAUGCAGCAAUCUCCACAGAUGAUUCCGAUGGUUCUUCCUUCAUUUCCGCCCACCAAUAUCACUACCGAACAGAUCCAAAAGUAUCUUGAUGAGAACAAGAAGCUGAUAAUGGCGAUCUUAGAAAAUCAGAACCUCGGUAAACUUGCGGAAUGUGCUCAGUAUCAAGCUCUUCUCCAAAAGAAUUUGAUGUAUCUCGCUGCAAUUGCGGAUGCUCAACCUCAGCCACCACCAGCUACACUAACACCAGGGGCCAUGACUCCCCAAGCAAUGGCUCCUCAUCCUUCAGCAAUGCAGCCACCACCAAGCUACUUCAUGCAGCAACAUCAACAAGCUGCGGGAAUGGCUCAACAAAUACCGCCCGGGAUUUUCCCUCCAAGAGGUCCAUUGCAAUUUGGUACCCCGCAUCAAUUUCAGGAUCCGCAGCAACAAUUACAUCAACAAGCUAUGCAAGGGCACAUGGGGAUUAGACCAAUAGGUUUAAAUAAUAACAACGGACUGCAACAUCAAAUGCACCACCAGGAAACUGCUCUCGGCGCAAACAACGCGGGUCCAAACGAUACUAGUGGAGGAGGGAAACAGGAUGGGACCAAUAUGCUCCAGAGUGGAGCUGAUGGGCAAGGUGGCUCAGCCGCUAGACAUGGCGGUGGUGAUGCAAAAACUGAAGGAAAAUGAGAUGGAGGAAGAGGAAGUGAUGCUUCUUGUUGUCUUGUUGAUAUUAAUUAGGUUCUGCCUUUUUUUUCUCUCUUCAUUUUCACUUUCUUUUCACGAUGAUAAAAAGAAGUUUUGUCAUUUUAUCAGGUACUAGUCUCUGUUAAGGGUUCUGAGACAAUUGAGUUUCAGUUCCUAGAUGGAUGUGGAAUGGUUCACAUUCACAUGUAUUGUUAAAGUUGUUGUAUGGUAUUAGAGUCACCGGUUCGAUUUGGUGUAUGAACCGGUUUAGAAUCACACUCAACUGAUGAUAGUUACCUCCCGGUUUGUGUGCAAAUUGAUUCCAAGGCUUGAGAUGAUUUUAGUCAAAGUAA
Arabidopsis lyrata subsp. lyrata is the source of this 1183-nucleotide messenger RNA. Its product is annotated as GRF1-interacting factor 3. Gene Ontology annotation, biological process: leaf development; cell population proliferation; positive regulation of transcription by RNA polymerase II. NCBI's taxonomy places the organism in Eukaryota, Viridiplantae, Streptophyta, Magnoliopsida, Brassicales, Brassicaceae. Gene Ontology annotation, cellular component: nucleus. Gene Ontology annotation, molecular function: transcription coactivator activity. The record is from RefSeq and is a predicted model, not a curated record.